Thamnophis elegans (Western terrestrial garter snake) is the source of this 2571-nucleotide messenger RNA. RefSeq names its product regulatory factor X6 (gene RFX6). Bases 1 to 2571 code for a protein of 856 amino acids. The transcript has 19 exons. The record is from RefSeq and is a predicted model, not a curated record. Gene Ontology annotation, biological process: regulation of transcription by RNA polymerase II. Gene Ontology annotation, molecular function: DNA-binding transcription factor activity, RNA polymerase II-specific; RNA polymerase II cis-regulatory region sequence-specific DNA binding. NCBI's taxonomy places the organism in Eukaryota, Metazoa, Chordata, Lepidosauria, Squamata, Natricidae.
AUGGGUGGCAAGCAGCAUGAAAUUCAUUUCAGAAGUGAACCUGUUUCUUCAGAAGAUGAGGAUGGAGAGACUCAAGAAAGCAAGAUAAAAUCUCUGAGCAAAUAUUUGCCUCCAAAGAAAACAAUCACUCAGAUUAUGAAGGACAAAAAGAAGCAGACACAACUCACUUUGCAAUGGUUAGAAGAAAAUUAUAUUGUCUGUGAAGGAGUUUGUUUGCCUCGAUGCAUCCUUUAUACUCAUUACCUGGACUUCUGCAGAAAGGAGAAACUUGAGCCUGCUUGUGCUGCAACAUUUGGGAAGACAAUUCGCCAGAAAUUUCCUCUCCUCACCACUAGGCGGCUGGGUACAAGAGGCCAUUCAAAAUAUCACUAUUAUGGAAUUGGCAUCAAAGAAAGCAGUGCAUAUUAUCAUUCUGUGUAUUCUGGCAAAGGUUUAACAAGGUUUUCUGGAAGCAAGUUGAAGAAUGAGGGUGGUUUUACACGGAAGUAUUCUUUAAGCUCCAAAACUGGGACUCUUCUUCCAGAAUUCCCCAGUGCUCAGCACCUUGUAUUGGACCAAUGUAUCUCUAAAGACAAGGUGGAUACUCUUAUCAUGAUGUACAAAACUCACUGUCAAUGUGUCCUUGACAAUGCCAUUAAUGGAAACUUUGAAGAGAUCCAACAUUUCCUAUUACAUUUCUGGCAAGGAAUGCCAGAGCAUCUUCUUCCCCUGCUUGAAAAUGCAAUUAUCCUUGACAUCUUCUGUGUUUGCGACUCAAUACUCUACAAGGUCCUUAUAGAUGUACUCAUCCCUGCAACUAUGCAAGAAAUGCCAGAAGGAAUAUUGGCUGAUAUAAGAAAUUUUGCUAAAAACUGGGAAUACUGGAUUAUUUCUGCACUAGAAAAUCUACCAGAAGAACUUGCAGCAAAGAAAUUACCAAUUGGACGGAGAUUUGUUUCUUCCCUGAAGCGUCAGACCUCCUUUUUGCACUUAGCCCAGAUUGCGCGACCCGCUCUCUUUGAUCAACAUAUAGUGAACGCCAUGGUGACUGAUAUUGAAAAGGUUGAUCUGUAUGGCAUUGGAUCUCAGGCACUUCUCACUGUUUCAGGGAGCCUGGACUCUGAGGCGGAGGGCUACACUGAAUUGUUUCAAGAAUUGAAGGACCUCUUGAAGAAGAAUGCUACUGUGGAAUCGUUUAUUGAAUGGCUGGAUACUGUCAUUGAGCAAAGAGUUAUUAAGGCAAGCAAGCAGAAUGGUCGGUCUCUAAAGAAGAGAGCCCAAGACUUCCUUCUCAAGUGGAGCUUCUUUGGAGCUCGAGUAAUGCAUAAUCUCACUUUGAACAAUGCUUCCAGUUUUGGUUCAUUUCAUCUCAUCCGCAUGCUUUUAGAUGAAUAUAUCCUCCUUGCAAUGGAGACCCAGUUCCACAAUGAUAAAGAACAAGAACUUCAGAAUUUAUUGGACAAAUAUAUGAAGAAUCUAGAUGCCAGUAAAGCCACCUUUACAGCAUCCCCCAGUUCUUGUUUCCUAGCAAACCGCAACAAAGCUGCCCCAAUGGCUAGUGACGCCUCAGUGAAAAACGAAUGUCUGAUGGAGCAAACCUAUUUCUCUUUAUCAUCUGGUCAUCAUAGUAGCAUAUCGUCCGGUCUGAACCCAUGCACUGCAGGAGACAGUGAGAAUAUGCAAACCACAGGUCAGACCGACCUCUCUCAGAGCACUACCCACCUUAUCACUCCACCCAUUUCUCCAGCCAUGGUCAGCCGAGGAAGUGUUAUCAACCAGGGACCAAUGGCCAGACCAUCCAGUGUAGGCCCAUCAUUAUCUUCACACUCGCACUGCUCUUCUUAUUCUGAAUACCUUUGCCAGACGGUGCCACAAACGAACCAGAACUUCUAUGGAGCCGGUGCCAGUUACCCAGCCAUGUUCAGGACCCAGACUCAUCCACCUUCGGGAUCCUGUCUCCAGAGGGCAGAAUCGAGCCUUUGUCCAGCAGCCAAUGAACAGCAACGUUUCUCCCGGGACUACUUCAAUAGCAGCUGUGCUGUGUCUUCAUACAGCACCCGUUCCCUUCCUCUCUACGGAGCCUCUUCAGCUGCACAGGACACACAUUGUAUGCAAUUUUUGAACAAUGGGAGUUGCAGCUUUAUGAACAACACCACAACAGGUUCUUGUCAAGGACCAUCAUAUUCCACAGCUGCCUCUAAUGGGUUCUAUGGAAAUAAUGCAAACUAUUCAGAUUCCCACAGAUUUGAGUCAUUGGUAGAUCAGCACGUUUCUGUCAUCAGCAGUGUAAGCAGCAUUCGCCCAUUGCCUCCAUACAGUGACAUUCAUGAUUCACUCUGUAUCCUAGAAGAUACAGGAAGGAAACAGGGAGCAUCUUAUUAUCCAGAUGCCUCAAUUGCUGGCCAGAACUCUAUAACUUCAGAAAUGCUGUCUGCUCUGCCUACAAGUUCCUCUGAAUGCAUGUACGGCCAUUCUCGUCAGUGCCCUUCUCAGGAACCAAUGGACUCUUCUGGACAAACUAACAAUGAGAUGGUGUCAUCCUUACCACCGAUUAAUAUUGUCUUCAUGGGCACUGCUGCUGGAGGCACCUGA